Molecule: messenger RNA, 1101 nt
Organism: Wickerhamiella sorbophila
Lineage: Eukaryota; Fungi; Ascomycota; Dipodascomycetes; Dipodascales; Trichomonascaceae
Exons: 1
Coding region: 1-1101 (366 amino acids)
Source: RefSeq, a predicted model, not a curated record
AUGAGUCUGCUGAAUGGUGAACCCGACACGAGGCGGUCGUCUGAAUUGGCGACUAGGAGACGACAUAUCAUGGCAGGACUGGCCUUGGUUAUCUCUUUGUUCUCAUUCGUAGCGCAGACGGAAUUAAUGACGUUUAUUUCCCACCAGCACUACGAAAAACCCGUGUUCAUAAUGACGGUCACCCAUGGGUCUUGGGUUAUGUUGGUCCCACUACAGGUCAUUGUGAUUUGGCUGUGGAAAAGGGACCAACCUUUUGAGGUCUUUGUAGCCAAGCACCGCUCUCAUUUGAUCCAGACUGCACAGAGCGUGAGCCGUAAGAAUAACUACACGGACUCUUUGUCAAAAUACAUGACCAGGAUAUCGCUUAUUCUAGCUAUAUCGCUGAAUGUCGCUGCAGUGUCGUGGUAUUUGGCCAUAAAUCUCACAACAGCGGCGGAUAUUACCGCAAUCUACAACUGCUCAGCCUUCUUUGCCUACGCGUUUAGUAUCCCACUUCUGAAAGAAAGAUGGCGAUCCGGCAAAGUCAUUGCCAUCGUAUUGAGCGUUCUUGGUGUACUUGUUGUCGCUUAUAGUGGGUCAACUGAAUCAAACGAAGAAAGACCUUACCGGGUUCUUGGGAACCUUAUCAUCGGCGCUGGCGCAGUGCUUUACGGGCUCUAUGAGGUUCUGUAUAAGGUGAUUGCUUGUCCAGAACAACAUGUUUCUGCCAAGAAACAGGCUGCUUUUGCAAACGUUAUUGCGGCCUGUAUUGGUGCGGCCACCUGGGCCCUCAUGAUCCCCACCUUGAUACUUUUGCACAUAGCGGGUAUUGAAACCUUUGAAGCUCCGGCUGGACCGGUCUUGCGUGCACUUUUAUGGUCUAUUCUUGCAAAUAUGCUGUUUUCUGGAAGCUUCCUUAUCUUGAUGUCACUGACGUCGCCAGUUUUUGGAUCGGUCGCUUCCCUGCUCACCACCUUUAUGGUCCCGCUCGUCGACUUUAUUCUGUUUGGGCGCGGCAUUGGACUCGGAAAUAUCGUUGGUGGUCUCAUUAUUAGCGCGGCCUUUGUGCUAAUGAUGCACGAGAGCUGGCAAGAAAUGCAAGAGGACGGUCUGGACGAUUGA